GGGGACGCGUUUUGAACGUGACCAUUGCACGUUUUAUAUUGAAGGCUUUGCUGGUUCUGGUUCUACAUUUUCCCAAGUCUGUUUAAGACUUGACUUGUAACUCUUUUUCUACACUUGUCUAUAUACUUGAACCUAUAACAUGUCUACAACAAUGACACCACGACCUGACCUUCCAUUCAAGAACCAGAACCCCCAUAUCUCUUCUCUCGACCUCUCUAAAUUGCCUCCUGUCAAGUAUCAGUCGCUUGAUCGUGAUGGACAUGAGGUUUUGGUGGGGCGCAUGAAGAUUCCUACUCCCGGCGGUCAUGCUUUCAUCCUCAGACGCUUCGAUACCGGUGCCAUCAGUCUCACUACUAUGUUCCGGGCCGCAUUUCCUACUGCUUCUGAAGCUGAUGAACGUCGUGAAACAGUCUGGGUAAAGGAUACCUACGAUCUUGCAGGAAACAACGGUUCCACCAAGGAACCUUCCAUCGUUCGUCUUGCAGGAACAUGGGUCAGCCCUGACAUCGCUCUUCGUCCCGAAUUCGCACAAACAUAUGGUUUGGGCGGUGUCAUCCCUCAUGUCGCCAAGGCCACACCCGACCCCAGCGCAGCCUACCGCCGCUCUUCCACGAAAACGACGCCAAAAGCGGUGCCCAGAUCCUCUCCUGCUGCCACUAGCAAUCUCCCAACUCCUGCCCCUUCAAUCACACUUCCGACCCCCAAACGCAGGAGGGAAGCUUCCCCCGUACCGGCUGCAAAUCCUCCGCCUUCUAGCUUGCCCCCUCCACGCCGAUCAGCUCGGACCAAGAGUCCGGCACCUGUCCCAGUCUCUCUUUCGGCUAAAUCGCCUACCAAAUCGCCUGUCAAAGCCCCCCGAUCGCCAGCGCCUCGCUCGCCCGCACGUCGGUCACCCGCACCUAUCUCGCCGGCAAAAUCUAUCAAACCUGCAUCUGCCCGGGCCGUGCGAAUCAUCGAGGUGACUACUCCAGGGGGAUCUGACGAGACUGUCGUGGAAGAAGAAGCGGAAACAAUCGAAAUUGCGCGCCUGAAUAUGUCCCAGGACAUAGCUGAGCAGAAGGAAUUGAUCGAGCGGUUGAAAGCGGAGCGGGAUGGUCCGAUGAUGGAGACCGACUCAUUAAAGCGCACGAGGGAUGAUGCAGCUGAGAGGACAGAGUUGAGGUUUCAGUUUAAGGAACCAGAAAUGCAGGAAAGGCAAAUCGCAACAAACAAGCGGGUUGGAAGGUUCCAUCUGGAGCCGAGGCAAAAAUCAUUUGCAUGGGGUGUCGCGGCAUUCGCGAUUGGAAUGAGUGCAGUAUCAUUCCUUCCCAACUUAUUCUGAACACGCUUUCAGCUAGUCGUAUCUGUUUUCCUUAUUAUCCAACGCUCUCGUUUCCGUUCUUUUCUGGUGCCAAUUACACCUGUACGUCUGCUCUCUGCGACACAUUUUGUUCCCUUCGAUGGAUCUUCUAGUCCAUUAUUCACUUUCCCGAAUCCCGUAACGUUUUCCGGUUUACUUCGUAGGUAGAUCGUUUCUAUUGCUAAACGUUGAGUAGUAUUGUAAUGCUUGUGAUAUUGGCACAUGCAACUGUACGUGAUGACUGCUGCACUAGUGUUCGCAGAAGCGAAAUAAACCUUGAAAUGCAUCAUGGAUCGUGUUGUCACC
Suillus paluster is the source of this 1645-nucleotide messenger RNA. RefSeq lists its product as uncharacterized. Gene Ontology annotation, molecular function: DNA binding. Gene Ontology annotation, cellular component: nuclear membrane complex Bqt3-Bqt4. Bases 140 to 1321 code for a protein of 393 amino acids. The record is from RefSeq and is a predicted model, not a curated record. NCBI's taxonomy places the organism in Eukaryota, Fungi, Basidiomycota, Agaricomycetes, Boletales, Suillaceae. Gene Ontology annotation, biological process: meiotic attachment of telomere to nuclear envelope; mitotic telomere tethering at nuclear periphery. The transcript has 5 exons.